ACAGAAGAAUACAAACCUAUCCAAACGAUUGACCCAACAUGGUAUAGCACAAUCACAACAAAGAUUACACCUCUCGAAUUAGAGACUACAAUCAAAGAAGCACCCAAUAUAAAGGCCACCGGACUCUCAAAGAUAUCAAAUGAAAUGUUAAAACACCUAGGCCCUUGA
This is a messenger RNA of Racocetra persica, 168 nucleotides long. Lineage: Eukaryota; Fungi; Glomeromycota; Glomeromycetes; Diversisporales; Gigasporaceae. The record is from the annotation of a GenBank genome assembly.